ACCUUUGACCCGGAAGCAGAUGAUGUGUUUACAUCCAGGUCACGGAAUUGAGAGACUCCGACGCCUCGUUUGUCUUCGGCUCAGCCUCUGGGUGCCACAGCAGCAGUACAAGAAGAAGAAGAAGAAGAGAGUGUGUGAAAAUGUCCGACGAAGAGGACGCGGUUCCAGCCGUGAAGAAGAGUCGUGUUUUCUAUGGAAGCCUCGAGGAGAAAGAACGGGAACGUCUGAGCUCAGAGAUGGCAAGCAGCGCAAUGUCAGGAAGUGAUGCGGUGAAGGCGGGGAUAGAGGCGGGUAACAUCAACAUCUCCUCAGGAGAGACUCUGGAGAUGGAGGAGCGGGUCAGCGAGCGGCAGCAGGAAGCGCUCGCUGAGUUCGAGCGGCGGCGGCGAGCACGACAGAUCACCGUCUCCACCGAUGACGCAGAGGUGAAGGCCGGUCUCCGGGCGCUUGGAGAGCCAAUCACGUUGUUCGGAGAGGGACCAGCUGACCGCCGGGAGAGGCUGCGAAGUGUCUUGUCUGUGGUCGGUCCAGACGCUCUGAAGAAGUCCAGGAAAGAUGAAGAGAGAGCUAAGAGAUCACAGGACGAGUGCCAGCAGACGUGGUACCACGAGGGCUCCAUUUCCCUGCGGGACGCCCGGCUCUGGUUGGCCAAAUACUCUCUGCCACGGGCGAUGAGACGUCUGGAGGCUGCACGUGCUCAGAGGGAUGUUGCUGAGGCAACCAGGACGAUCCGGCAACAGGAGCUGCACAAGAGCCUGAGGAAUCUGAACAACUUCUGCAGUCAGAUCGGUGAUGAUCGACCAAUCAGUUUCUGCCACUUCAGCCCCGACUCCAAAAUGCUGGCCACUGCCUCCUGGAGUGGUCUGUGUAAGCUGUGGUCUGUCCCUGACUGUAACCUGAUCCGAACACUCAGAGGACACAACACCAACGUGGGUGCAGUUGUCUUCCGCCCACAGGCCGGAGUCUAUCUCGACCAAUCGGAUGUCAGCUUGGCAUCGUGUGCAGCUGAUGGGUCUGUGAAGCUGUGGAACCUAAAGAGCGACGAGCCAGUGGCGGACAUCGAGGGUCACAGUGAGCGAGUGUCUCGGGUGUCCUGGCAUCCAUCUGGAAGGUUCCUGGGAACAACCUGUUAUGACAACUCGUGGCGUCUGUGGGACCUGGAGGUUCAGGAGGAAAUCCUCCAUCAGGAAGGUCACAGCAAAGGAGUCCACGAUCUUCACUUCCACCCCGACGGGUCGCUGGCUGCUACUGGAGGGCUGGAUGCGUUCGGCAGGGUGUGGGACCUUCGGACUGGACGCUGUGUUGUUUUCCUGGAGGGACACCUGAAGGAGAUCUACAGUCUGCACUUCUCCCCCAACGGGUAUCACCUGGCGACAGGAAGUGGUGAUAACACCUGUAAGGUUUGGGAGCUGAGAAACAGGAAGUGUCUGUACACAGUGCCGGCCCACCAGAACCUGCUCUCUGCUGUCCGGUUCCAACCUACAGACGGUCACUUCCUGUUGACUGGAGCGUACGACAACACGGCGAAGGUCUGGAGUCACCCUGGCUGGACGCCGCUGAAAACGCUUGCUGGACAUGAGGGGAAGGUGAUGGGUGUAGACGUGUCACCUGACGGGAAACUGAUCGCAACCAGCUCCUAUGACCGAACCUUCAAACUCUGGCUGUCUGAGUGAUGUCAUCAGUGAUGUCAUGAUGAUGUCACAGCAUCAGCCAAAAAUUAGACAAUUUUUUUUCCCGGAUAA
This is a messenger RNA of Seriola dumerili (greater amberjack), 1742 nucleotides long. RefSeq names its product pre-mRNA processing factor 4 (gene prpf4). The record is from RefSeq and is a predicted model, not a curated record. Gene Ontology annotation, molecular function: U4 snRNA binding; protein binding; U6 snRNA binding. The coding region runs from base 141 to 1673 and encodes 510 amino acids. Gene Ontology annotation, cellular component: U4/U6 x U5 tri-snRNP complex. Gene Ontology annotation, biological process: mRNA splicing, via spliceosome. The transcript has 15 exons. Lineage: Eukaryota; Metazoa; Chordata; Actinopteri; Carangiformes; Carangidae.